Molecule: messenger RNA, 750 nt
Organism: Acaulospora morrowiae
Lineage: Eukaryota; Fungi; Glomeromycota; Glomeromycetes; Diversisporales; Acaulosporaceae
Source: the annotation of a GenBank genome assembly
AUGGUUCAAACAGAAUCUUACGAGUCUCACGAGCUCCAUGAUAACGAUGAAAAUCCUGUUAUGAUAGCUACACAACAAGAGAUGGCCGAGGCGGGUAUACCUUUGCAAUGGCGAGAUUACUGUGCUCAUUUGUUAAUACCCUUAAACAAAUGUCGUUAUAAAAACAAUUUUUUACCCUGGAAAUGUGAAAAAGAGAAACAUGCAUAUGAAAAGUGCGAAUAUGAGGAACAACUGAAUGUUAUCCAUCGAGCUUCUCGCCCAUCUCGGCCUGAUAAGGCACGCAGAUUGGGGUAUAAGGCAAAACAAGGAUUUGUGAUCUAUCGUAUUCGAGUACGUCGUGGUGGUCGUAAGCGUCCUGUACCUAAGGGAGCUACUUACGGUAAACCCGUUAAUCAGGGUGUGAACCAACUCAAGUAUCAACGUUCCCUCAAGGCGACUGCUGAAGAACGUAUUGGUCGUAAAUGUAGCAACUUACGUGUUGUGAAUUCAUAUUGGGUUAAUCAGGAUGCCACUUACAAAUACUUCGAAGUAAUUCUUGUUGAUCCUAGUCACAAAGCAAUCCGUCGUGAUCCAAGGAUUAACUGGAUUGUUUCUGCUAAACAUAAACACCGUGAAGCUCGUGGUCUUACUAGCAUUGGUGUAAAGAAUCGGGGUAUCGGUAAAGGACAUCGCUUUAACAAGACCAAAGGCGGUGGUCGUCAUGCUAGUUGGCUUCGUCGUAACACACUGUCUCUGCGUCGCUACCGUUAA